Molecule: messenger RNA, 1125 nt
Organism: Henningerozyma blattae CBS 6284
Lineage: Eukaryota; Fungi; Ascomycota; Saccharomycetes; Saccharomycetales; Saccharomycetaceae
Gene: MRL1
Product: Mrl1p
Exons: 1
Coding region: 1-1125 (374 amino acids)
Biological process (GO): vacuolar transport
Source: RefSeq, a predicted model, not a curated record
AUGUCACAAGAACCCGCACCUUCAUGUGCGGUAAUGAAUACCAUUACGGGUAACUUCAUUGAUUUAUCACCUCUUUCAAAUCAUCCUUCCAAAGGCCAAAUAAAUCGAUUCGUAGCGAAGAAUUGGGACUCAUCACCAUGCAAUUUUACAAUCGCUAUAUGCUCCUCACCAAACAGUAAUAUUGAAAAUGAACAGUUGAGCAACUUAACAGGUGCCUUCUAUUACGAUGAGCAAAUUAACAAAUACGUGUCUAUUGGUAAGUUUAAUGAGACUCCCCAAUUGAUCGGACCCAAAGAAUCUGCCAAGAAACUUAUUUUGAAAUACAAUAAUGGGGAUAUUUGUCCCAACGGUAAAGAUCAGAAAAGCAGUAUAUUCAAUUUUGUCUGUGAUAAAGAGUUAACUAAUAAAAUGGCCAAAGUCAAUUUCCUUGGUAGUUUUAAUGAUUGCGGGUAUUUUUUUGAAGUAAGAAGCAUAUACGCCUGUCCUACAUCCAACAGCAGCAAUGAAGUAAACGUACUAGGUAUAUUUGUUGGCAUUUUUUUUGUGUUUUUCCUAGUAGAAUUGAUUAGACGCCGUUUCUUAAAUACAUCACAUGACUCAUUGAUUGAUCGCAGUUCCACAAGGGGCCCAAUAUUUUUACCAGACGAACAAGAUAUUGGCGAGAUACAACGCUUGAGUUUGACAAACACUCUUAAUAAUAAUAGUUUGCAAGAUGAUUUAGAAGAGAAUGUUCGUUGGGAAUUUAUAGAAACUGAACCCAAAUGGAGAACCCUUGUGAAAAAAGUGGCCAAUGCUACCGCAAAAAGCUUACAAUUGUUAACACAUCGUAAUACUUCUACAAACUCUACCAUAAGUAGACCUAUAUAUCCGUCACUGAAUAGACCUGCCACAUCUGCUUCGAAUAGAAUUACACCAUCGCAAGAUCAAGAUCGUUCUAACAUACCGGGCCCUUACCAAGACCAAAUCCCCCCCUUAGGCACAUCUACAACUUUGAAUACCAUCGCCACAGACUCAACAGACACAGCUUUUCUCAGGGCCAUGGCACAACAGAAUAGCAUGCUUGACGACCUAAGUGAACAGCACGUACAACUACAGCAAGACAAUGCAUACGAAAGUGAACAUUAA